AUGGUUGACAGGUGGAGGCCAGAAACUCAUAGUUUCCACCUACCUUGUGGAGAGAUGACUGUUACACUCCAGGACACUCAGAAGAUCCUGGGUUUGAGUGUUAGAGGUCGUCCAGUUAUCGGACACUGCAGGCCCGAUGGUUGGAGGGCCAGAGUUGAGGCCUUCCUUGGAAGACCACUUCCUCCGGAGGCACCGACGCAGCGCACCACUGGGGUACCAAUUGCUUGGCUUAGGCAGAGCUUUGGUAAUUGUCCGGCACAUGCGGACCAGGAGACAGUUGCCUACUACUGUAGAGCUUGGAUCUUGCACCUAUUUGGGUGUGUUCUUUUCCCUGACGCGACAGGGGACACUGCAUCGUGGAUGUACCUCCCGUGCCUCACUGACUGGGACACCACAGGUACUUACAGCUGGGCUUCGGGAGUGCUGGCUUACCUAUACCGUAGCCUUUGUGAGGCGUGUCGUCGGACCGCAAGUAGUUCUUCCGUUGGUGGUUGUGUUUACCUACUGCAGCUUUGGAUGUGGGCUCGUCUUCCAGUUGGACGGCCCAUAGUUGACGCUCCUCGGGAAUGGUUUGCAGUGGGCAACCCUCGUCACCGUCCGACGUUUGCCCAUCUUUGGGACCAGGCGAAAGUCGCCUUCAGCAGGACUUCACGUGCGUACGUACAGUAUGCCAAUGAGCUCGACACGCUUAGGCCCUCCAUGGUUAAUUGGGAGCCGUACACGGCGAAUGAUGCGCUACAUCUUGGAGUAAGCAGCAUGUGUAGCGAGGAUGAAGACUUGUACUUGAUGAUCUGCCCUCUGAUUUGCUUCUAUGCUGUUGAGUGGCACCUUCCAAAUCGAGUAGCCCGCCAAUUUGGCUUGUGCCAGCAAUGGCCUGUCCCUCCAUUUGAUACUUCCGUGGAGCUGCACAAGAUUGAUCGUCAGAAGCAAAAGAAGACAGUUGAGUUUCAAACGUUGCAUCGUCAGUACAUAGAGGUGUGGGACCAGUUUCAUGACAACCUCUACGAAAAUGAGCAACCACAUACCAACUACAAUUUUCGUGCAUACCUUACUUGGUACCUAGGUGUUACACGAACAAGGUUGAAAAUUCAGUGGACCCAAGCAGAUUAUGCGUACCUUGAAUCAUCUGAGGAUGAGGACACUUCCUAUGACCUAGCAGCACGACAAGGGACACUUAUCGAGGCAGCACCUGUCUUGGACCGAGUGGGCAACGCAAUAAAGCAAUCUGUACUUGACAUCGAACGGUUUCCAAGAACAGGUGUGGACGAGCACACACUAAACAACUUUCUUGGAAGACUAGCACGUAGGCUUAGGCGUGCUGCAGCUCGGUGCGGUUGCGGUACUAGUGCUGCGAUGAAUGUGCAUGUGCCACAGGAACGACAAUGCAACACACCUGUUGUGCAUGGUACAUCUUCUUUGGGAGGAUCUGGAGGACAGAGCUCGUCUCGGCCAACUAUGGACACUUUUCAAAGCGAUGAUGAUGAGGACGAAGAGGGGGUGGCCGAGGAGCGUGACUAUGACGAGCUUGGGUUAUCUCAGCUUCCUGAUGCUCCUUCUACUCAGCCUAUGCAGUCAUCCUUGUCAAAAGAGAACUGUGGCUUCACCAGAUGGGUCGAUCCUAGACCUAUUCAUCCCCAUGCAGAGUACAUCUACUACCUGCAGGACCGUAUCUUUGAUUUAGAAACGGAAGUUAGCUGUGGUUACAAUGACGACGAAGAGGGCGACAACAGCAAUGGUACUGGCUCCCAAAACACAAUAUGCAAUGAUCCAUACUGCACAUGCCCUAAUCACAAGAACAAGGGCCCUCCUUCACCACCACCCCCACCACCACCACCAACAACGGGAGGAUACUAUGGAGAAGGGGCAACACAGUUUGCUAUGUGGCCACACUACUAG
This is a messenger RNA of Sorghum bicolor (sorghum), 1896 nucleotides long. RefSeq names its product protein MAIN-LIKE 1-like. The record is from RefSeq and is a predicted model, not a curated record. The transcript has 9 exons. Lineage: Eukaryota; Viridiplantae; Streptophyta; Magnoliopsida; Poales; Poaceae. Gene Ontology annotation, biological process: meristem development; meristem maintenance. Bases 1 to 1896 code for a protein of 631 amino acids.